Messenger RNA from Lactuca sativa (garden lettuce), 817 nucleotides. RefSeq names its product NADH dehydrogenase [ubiquinone] 1 alpha subcomplex subunit 13-B. The record is from RefSeq and is a predicted model, not a curated record. Lineage: Eukaryota; Viridiplantae; Streptophyta; Magnoliopsida; Asterales; Asteraceae. Gene Ontology annotation, cellular component: respiratory chain complex I.
CAAGUUAGACGUGUCCUCCGCAUCUCCGUUUUGUGUGAAAACUUCUACUCUCUCUCUUUCCAAAACUCCAGUUGAAUAGGUUCUGUGUAUUUUGGCAAAAGUUUGCAGAAAGAGAGGGCAAAUCUGUGAGCAAAGAACGAUGACAGAGGCCUUCAUAAGGAACAAGCCAGGAAUGGCGAGUGUCAAGGACAUGCCACUUCUCCAAGACGGUCCUCCUCCAGGCGGUUUUGCGCCGGUCAGGUACGCACGGAGGAUCCCGUCCAAAGGACCCAGCGCCGUCGCCAUAUUCCUCACUACUUUCGGCAUUUUCUCUUGGGGUAUGUAUCAGGUCGGCAAGGGCAACAAAAUCCGUAGGGCAAUAAAGGAGGAAAAGUAUGCUGCCCGAAGGGCAAUUUUGCCCAUGCUACAGGCAGAAGAGGAUGAAAGAUUUGUGAAAGAAUGGAGGAAAUAUUUAGAAGAAGAGGCGAGGAUAAUGAAAGAUGUGCCAGGGUGGAAAGUUGGUGAGAGUGUUUAUAACUCUGGAAGAUGGAUGCCUCCUGCAACCGGUGAACUUCGCCCUGAGGUCUGGUAAUCAACCUAAAAAUCAUGCUCUUAUCAUAAGGGGAAAUAAAAUCCGAUGUAUUUGUGAUUUUUUUGCUACUUUUGAAUAUUAGGUCAAGAUUUGACCUUCUUUUGUUGUGACACCAGAAAGUUACUUGCUAUAUAUGCCUAUAUCUAGUGUAUUGGUAUUUGGCAAUUUGACUAUGGCCCUAUGCUAUAUGAUAAGAUAAAUUGUUGGUGUUAUUUUUUCCUUCAAUUAAUUGAAUUGUUAUUAUUA